This is a messenger RNA of Peniophora sp. CBMAI 1063, 2169 nucleotides long. NCBI's taxonomy places the organism in Eukaryota, Fungi, Basidiomycota, Agaricomycetes, Russulales, Peniophoraceae. The record is from the annotation of a GenBank genome assembly.
AUGUUCGCUCAAACGAUAAGGGUCGUACUACGGAGCCUCAUUGCGCUAUGCAGGCGCAUAUCAAGACAAAGUGUGCACAGCCUUAAUCACACUACUAGUCAUCGAGGGGAGGCUCAGGGCUGUUCCGUUCAUCAUAUAGAACACUACUCCCGGAUUCAAGCAUUACUCAUAGGCAUUGAUCGAUAUCGAUCUGUAGAUCUCGAAGCUCUAGAAGGGGCCGUUGCCGAUACCUCCUCUGUGCGCGACUAUCUACACGAGCAAUUACACGUAUCGCUCGAUCAGAUCGCUAUUUUGCACAACGAGAAGGCAACGCGUAUGGCGAUCAUUCAGCAGCUACACGCAUUCCGUGCACGUCGAACGUUACGCGGAGGCGAUCCCAUUCUCAUCUAUUUCGCUGGCCAUGGGGCGAUCAGCAAGGCGGAAACGACCAGCGACAGGCCAAUUUCAAUGAUACUGCCUUACGACGUGGAUGCAGUGAAGGAUGUUGACAACGAGAUCGACGGAUUUCGCGGUGCGAUAUCGACCCGAACUUUGGACGAUAUCUUGGGAGGGCUCGCGGCGGACGAGAGUAUAGGCGAUAAUAUUACAGUUAUCUUCGACUGCUGCAACUCUCCUGUGCAUUGGUUGCCAUGCGAGGAUGAUUGUGCGACAUACGGCAUUUCAUCCUCUCUCUGGGCUGCGUGUAUGAAGAUCUUCGGCCUUGUGAAUCCUGUCCCCACCCAGGACAGUGACUCUUCUAGGCCCUACGUGCUUCUAUCAGCUUGCGGAGAAGAUGAAUCCGCUUUCGAAGAGGGAGGUCGGGGAGGCUUUACUGGCGCCCUUUUGAGAGUCCUGCGACAGUUCGGGGUAGAGUAUGUCACCUACCACGACAUCGUGGAAUACCUUCCGAGCCUUCCCAGACAAACGCCGCGUUGCGAAGGUCUCCACGUCGAUCGUUUCAUCUUCCAGACUCGAGUCCCAGUAAUCAGUGGUAGCGCCUUCCGGGUCUUCGCGCACGGCGACCAUCGUUACAUGAUCAACGCUGGGCGUCUUCAUGGCAUCAGCACGGGCGCGCGGUUCUCUAUCCACUCUUCCCGUUACGACACCGACGCCGACGACAGCGAGCAACCUCUGUCCACCCUGCAGGCAAUGGAAGUCGGCGACUUCAGUACUGUUCUGUCACCCGCUCCUGACGCCAUGGUCUCGGACCCAUCGCUGCCACCGCUUUGUUUCGCCUUCCAGAUUUCUCCAGGAAGUGACCAGCGUAAGCUUCGGCUACACGUCAAGGGGGAUGUCGAUUCCCCCUUGCACAAUCUUGCCAUACAGGGGAUGGCGAGAGCAGGUCUGCUCGUUGACAGCUGCUCGUCUCCGACACACGCGGAUCUCAGCCUCUGUGAAGGGAAUCACGGAAUUGAAUACUUGGUGUGCUCGUCAAAGAUCAAGGCAUACGGUUUGAAUCGCUUAUGCUCAACUUCACCUCCGGACGAGCUUCACAUAGGACGAGUUUUGCGCGCAGCUCACCACUUUUUCUGGUACUUACAUCUAUGUCCGACGGAGAGGUCACUGCGAAGGUUCGUCGGCGCCGAUGUGCACAAACUCAAGCGCACCGGGUGCACAGCGAACCAUCCGAAAACGGCUGUCUCGACCGGUGAUUGUAACGAGGUUCACAUGACGGCGGACAACAUAACCGAUUAUGGCAUGACUUUACAGAGCAGACUGGAUAUUCCCCUCCACGUCUGGGUAUUCUAUUUUGAUCGUAGUGAUCUAUCUAUUGUGGAGCUCUAUAGGCCGCCAAUACGGGGUGAUCAUCGCAAUCCACCUCUUCUGCCAAGGGGGACUUUGUCGAUCGAUGGAUUCGGUCCUGGUAGAGGUCAAGCUUUCACAUCAUACCUGCGACCAGAUCAAGACGUAGACGUUGGGCUCUUCAAGAUCUUCAUGUCUACGGAACCGUUGGACCUCUCCGACGUUGCGCAAAACUCGCCGUUUGAGGGCAAGAACACUCGCGGCAUUCAUCUGAAAGAGCAAGAGUAUGAGCGCACUUGGGACGUGAUCACCAUCGAUGUCGUGCAGCUCAGACCUGAAACGAGCACUGUACCAGCAGGGGAUGCCUCAAGCAAUCAUCUCCUGCCUUCAUUACAGGAUGACUGCGUGCGAGAGACGGGUGGCCACGGGAGUGGACGCGGGGACUAG